This is a messenger RNA of Lepus europaeus (European hare), 3772 nucleotides long. RefSeq names its product phosphoribosyl pyrophosphate amidotransferase (gene PPAT). Lineage: Eukaryota; Metazoa; Chordata; Mammalia; Lagomorpha; Leporidae. The transcript is spliced from 11 exons. Gene Ontology annotation, biological process: purine nucleotide biosynthetic process; purine nucleobase biosynthetic process. Gene Ontology annotation, molecular function: amidophosphoribosyltransferase activity. The record is from RefSeq and is a predicted model, not a curated record. Bases 115 to 1665 code for a protein of 516 amino acids.
CUCUGUGCUGGGGAGGAAGCCGCUGUCUCCGGCGCGGUCUUCUGAGGCUGCAGCUGGUUGGUGCGCCGACCCGGGCCGCGGCUGCAGCUUCCUCCACGUGCUUUCGGCGGCGACAUGGAGCUGGAAGAGUUAGGAAUCCGAGAGGAAUGUGGCGUGUUCGGGUGCAUCGCCUCAGGAGAGUGGCCCACGCAGCUGGAUGUGCCGCAUGUGAUCACGCUGGGACUCGUGGGGCUGCAGCACCGGGGUCAGGAGAGUGCUGGCAUUGUGACCAGUGAUGGCAGUUCAGUGCCAACGUUCAAAACACACAAGGGAAUGGGUCUUGUAAAUCACGUCUUCACAGAAGACAAUUUGAAGAAAUUAUAUGUUUCAAAUCUUGGAAUUGGGCACACGAGGUACGCCACUACAGGAAACUCUGAAUUGGAAAAUUGUCAGCCCUUUGUUGUUGAAACGCUUCAUGGGAAAAUAGCUGUGGCACAUAAUGGUGAAUUGGUAAAUGCCGCUCGGUUAAGGAAAAAGCUUCUGCGCCAUGGCAUUGGCCUGUCAACAAGUUCUGAUAGUGAAAUGAUCACCCAGUUACUGGCAUAUACCCCUCCCCUGGAACAAGACGACACUCCAGACUGGGUAGCCAGGAUUAAAAACUUGAUGAAGGAAGCGCCCACGGCAUACUCCCUGCUUAUCAUGCACAGAGAUGUGAUUUAUGCCGUGCGAGACCCUUACGGAAAUCGUCCUCUGUGCAUUGGCCGCCUUAUUCCAGUUUCUGAUAUUAAUGAUAAAGAGAAAAAAACCUCAGAAACAGAAGGAUGGGUAGUGUCUUCAGAAUCUUGUAGCUUUUUAUCGAUUGGUGCAAGGUACUACCGUGAAGUCUUGCCUGGAGAAAUUGUGGAAAUAUCCAGACAUAACGUUCGAACUCUUGACAUUAUACCAAGAUCUGAAGGAAACCCAGUGGCUUUUUGUAUCUUUGAAUAUGUGUAUUUUGCAAGACCAGAUAGUAUGUUUGAAAACCAAAUGGUCUAUACAGUCCGGUACCGUUGCGGUCAGCAGCUGGCAACUGAAGCCCCGGUGGAUGCAGAUCUGGUCAGCACGGUCCCAGAGUCGGCUACGCCCGCUGCCCUUGGUUAUGCAGCUAAGUGUGGACUGCCCUACGUGGAGGUGCUGUGUAAAAACCGGUACGUGGGAAGAACCUUCAUUCAACCAAACAUGAGGUUAAGACAGCUGGGCGUGGCCAAAAAAUUCGGAGUACUGUCGGAUAACUUUAAAGGAAAAAGAAUCGUUCUUGUAGAUGAUUCAAUUGUGAGAGGCAACACUAUCUCACCCAUAAUCAAAUUGCUCAAAGAAUCUGGUGCAAAAGAGGUACACAUUCGAGUAGCUUCACCACCAAUUAGAUAUCCGUGCUUCAUGGGAAUAAACAUUCCCACAAAAGAAGAGCUUAUUGCCAAUAAGCCAGAAUUUGAUAGUCUUGCAGAAUAUCUUGGAGCCAACAGUGUUGUGUAUCUGUCGGUAGAAGGACUGGUUUCAUCUGUACGAGAAGAGAUAGAAUUUAAACAGCAGAAAGUGAAAAAGCAUGAUGUGAUUCAAGAAAACGGGAUUGGUCUGGAAAGCUUUGAAAAGAACGGUCACUGCACAGCCUGUCUCACUGGCAAAUACCCUGUGGAACUGGAAUGGUAGCUCGCCGGGCAGAUGUAUUGCUGCAGCAGACAGCUGGGCGAGAAGCGCCAGCGGUUACACCCUUCCUAUUUACCGGUACUCAGUUGGUACAAUAGAAAACGCCACAUGCUCGUGUACCCGUACAACUUUUGGGGUUUUUUUCUGGAAAGGUUACCAAAGCGUAUAACUGAACCUUGCUAAUUGCAUUUCAUACAGCAGUGUAGAGUGGUGGGGUUUUUUUGUUUGUUUAUUUUUUUUUGGUUUUUGUUUUGUUUUGUUUUUUUGCUAUAAGCAGUGGCAGACCCUUGCAGCUAGUAAGUGGCACGUGUCAGAUCCAUGUUUUAAAGGGUUUGUAAGAUGUUAGACUAAGACAGGAGAUAGGAGGCAGACAGGACAGGUGAGUUAAAUGUAGCAGUUCAUGCAGAGUUUGAAUGUAUCAGACCCCACAGGUGGCUAGCCUCCAUAGUUCUGGCUAUGGUUAGGAAUUUGGCUUCCCUAUCUAGCCUUAGACAAAGCUGUAUAAAGCAAAAACGAAAAUCAUCUUUUUGUGCCUCAGUUUCCCCACUUGUGCAGUGGGGUAUUUUUAUUGUUAAAUAAUUAUUGGGACUGUGAAUAAGUCCUACUCCUGGUGAUUAGAGCCAACAUUGCACCCCUAAAUUUGUGAUUUUUAAGUUUUAAAAGCUAAUAGUUACCAGCUCUUUUGAAACUAGUUUGUAGCUAAGGUUUCAUGGUGGAGGAGGGGAAAUACAGUUAGGCAUCUAUCUUUGGGAUUGUUGUAAAAAUCUGCCUAUGGAAAAGAUUUUCCUACAUUCGACCACAAAAUAUGAUUUGUCACACUUAGUGCCCUGUGCUGUAAGCCCAGCGAAUAACCCAGCACAUCUGAAAUGAAGCCAAAUGUUUGGAUCCCGACAAACCGUUUCUCCUUAGUUUUGCUUAACUAUCAUGCUUUUUGAAUGAAGUACUUAAUCACUCAUAAGCAUAUAUUCAUUUAUAUAUAAAUAUAUAUAUACAGACGUAUACACACAUACGUACAAUUGCAGUUAAUGAUCAGGAAGAAAUAUGGUAGGGACCAAGUUUUUUUAAGUAUCAAGGAGACAACUACUUUUUUGACAUUUGAAUGCCCACAUUUACUCAUCGACUUAUAAUCACUCUUUUCUGCUUGAUUAGGGUCUAGAGAAUUUGAUUUUUUAAAAAUAUUUUUCUUAUAACAUCUGAGAUUUAGGUUAAGGUGACUUACCCAUCAACCCUGCUUCUGUAAGAUUUUUUAAACAUGAAAGUGUUUGUUUCUGUUGUGUUACCACAGUCUGACGUAUAUAGCAUUCAAGUCUGCUUAGAAGUGUAGUAUUUAUUAGUGGCUGCAGUUGCUGGUCUUCAUCUGGCGUAUCACCUGGUGUCCUGCAGCAGUGGCUCAGGUGCAGGCAGAGUGGCAGUGCAGAGCCCUGGGGCCAUGCUGGGGGCGCAACACCGAGGCAACGAGCCCCCGGACUCACAUGUGACCUGGCCUUCCUUACCUUCAAUUUGUGAAAAACAAGACACUCAGGGAAAGUACUACACCAAAAUCUGAUCAACCUUCAUGUUCUUCGUAGUUCAUUUCACUGAGAUGCUUUUAUAAAGGAAGAUAAUACUGUGACAGCUGGCUGAUGCUACAGAUUUCAUUGUUUUUCUCCAACAUGGACUUGGAUUUCACAAGUUUCUGACAUCUGAACUAAAUUACAGGUUUUUUUUUUUUUUUUUUAACUGAUGUAGUUUCAAAUGUUGUUUAACUGCUUUAAAUUUAUAUGAAAAUUGUAAACUGCGAAGAUGAGAACUGUGUUUUCACAGGAUCUAUAUUGUGAACUAAACUAAGCCUAUGUUUUUGUGACCUCUUUGUGAUGCCUUGGUUGCAAAUAUAUGUAAUAAGCGUAUUUGAACACGUAUGUGCUUUUUGAAAAACGGUGACUUCUAGUAAGUACUUGUCAGUAAACAGCACAAAGACAUGUAGGCUCCACUCUUGGUAUCAGCUAGUUAGAUCUUCUCUGAUCUGGACAUUUCAACAAAUAGACCAUCUCUUAUAAACCAGAAAAACCACUUGUUGAAAAUGAGGGACAAAUAAAGUUGUUAGAAAAAGCAAGACCCGCGUGGCUGUUUC